CAUUUUAAUAGCAAUUCAGAUAUUUAUCAGACGACAGUAUAACUAUAAGAAAAACCGUUAAAAGUCCUUAGCUUCUCUCUCUUUUUACCACUCCAGUUAACCUCAAAGCUAGAAAGACUUCAAGUACCUAUUUAAAGAAAUUGUACUAAAGUUGACCCGUCCCCCAAGGAUUCAAGGCCCAAUCGGCCCAAUUUCUACUUACUUAUCUACUAAAAUCCAAGGAAGUCUCGGAAAUCUGAUCUGUCAUUGUCUGCAAUCAUUUGUCAAUGUCAAACGUCAAGGAUUUUCGAACUUCAACUGGGAUGAAUUCUAGAAAUUUUAUCUUAAAACUAGCUUUUGUUUGUUAUUAUUUGUUUACCAUUUUUGCUUAGUUGCUGACGAGGAUUUUUAUUUUAGAUACGUAUGACUUUGAAUUACUUAUUAGUGUUUAAAAUAAAUAUUUUACCGAAAUAGGUCUAUCUAUCUCAUAUCAUAUCUCAACCAAAAACAAGUUAUUAUAAUUAUGGAAGAUCGUAGUGAAACAUCAAAUUCCCAUGAACAUGGCUUGUUACAAGGCUGGUCGAAAAGUGAAAAGUUUAUAUUGCUGGAGUCGCUGAAGACUUACGGUUCUAACAGCACUGAACAUAUUGCUCUUAACUUACAAAAUAAAAGUGAAAAGGACAUUGUAGAAGCAAUAGCAUAUUUUAAGAAAAAGUCAGUAAUCCAUCCGAAAUAUAUUACAAGAAAGAAGAAAGAAAGGAAGAAGGUAAAUGCUGUUUCGCGGGUACCUUUAGGUUCUUGGGCGAAGGUUUUGGCUGAUUCAAUUAACUUCAAAAAGCUCCAAACUGAGACUGCAGCUGCACUCCAUAUUCUUGCUGAAUUUGAAGACUUCCCUCCACUCCCACACGGGGCACCAGAACACAAUAUUGACUUUAGGAAAAUUUAUCAUACAUUAGGAAAUGCGUUAGAGGGCAAAGCCCUUCCUAAAAAUAAAGUGAUAGCCACAAUACUAGAAAAAUGUCUGCUUGAAACAGCCCUGACUAGUAAAUCUUUCAUUAGGAAGAGUACAUUCCGUGGUGUGAUCAAUAGUCUCAGACUGACUGAAGCUGAUCAUUCCCUGGUGCCUCGCAUAACUACAGAACCUGAACUUGCUGCUGUAAGGCACCUGGCUCUUCAAAGAGCUUACAACCCCCUAAACAUCUCUGAAAAUGUCCUCAAACAAUCAGUAUUUACACAAAAAAUGGCUGUUAAAAUAGCAAAAUAAUUUAUGUUCUAGCUAGUUGCUACUUGUAUAAUAUUUUUUACUAUCUUUUAUACUACAUUGAAUAAAAUAUAGGUUCUUACCAUAGUCUUGCCCUAAAUUUUUUAGGUAAUUUGCUUCAAAUUAUUGGAUUGCUUUGCCAAAUUACACAUAAAAAUGUGUGCAAAUUCCACAUUAUGUGCAGUUUGUAUAUAUGUUCCUAAUUUAAGAUGUAAAAUAAAAUAGAUAUUUGUAUAUAA
Messenger RNA from Amyelois transitella, 1479 nucleotides. RefSeq lists its product as uncharacterized. The transcript has 2 exons. NCBI's taxonomy places the organism in Eukaryota, Metazoa, Arthropoda, Insecta, Lepidoptera, Pyralidae. The coding region runs from base 503 to 1243 and encodes 246 amino acids. The record is from RefSeq and is a predicted model, not a curated record.